Molecule: messenger RNA, 1638 nt
Organism: Rubroshorea leprosula
Lineage: Eukaryota; Viridiplantae; Streptophyta; Magnoliopsida; Malvales; Dipterocarpaceae
Source: the annotation of a GenBank genome assembly
GCUAGAGAUGCUUUAGACUGGUGACCAGCAGGGCUUAUGGUUUUCAAAAUUUACUUAUUACUAGGAUAUAUGGAUCGAAUUUGUUCAUCAUCAUGCAUGUGUUUUGGAUAGUUGAUUAAGCAAUAAAGUUCUUUAGUUCUACAACUCUCUUUCAUUUUCUGGUAGAAAGUUCUAAAACUUUAACUAUCAUAUUAUUUUUGCAAUUGUUCUGCCUUAUCAAGUGGCCCAUUUUGGUUAAAAAUAAUGGGAAAUGGUAAACAGGAGCAUGUAUCUAUUGGUAAUGCAUAUGUUUCUCGAAUACUACCUUCUUCUUAGUAUUUUUAUUUCCCCCAGCUCCUCUGCUUCCUCCUUACCUUUUCUUAUAUGGUCAUUCCCUGUUACAGGUUAUUCAAGCUCAAGGUUUAUCUGGGUCAUAUUCUCUGGUUUUAACCCUAUGUUCGAUAUUGCUACUUCUGUUCUUAAGAUAGUGGUAAACAUUUAUAGAGGUUAUUACAUUAUAAUCUUUCCUUUUAUGGCAAGGCAACAUUGAGAAAGUGGCAGUUAUAGGUUUGCUCCUAUUUCAUAUCAGACUCCGAAAUACAAAAAAAUACACCUGAUUUUUCUGUCUUUUAGAAAUGCAUGCUCAAUUGCUGAUAGUUUUAUGUAUCUCAGCAAAUGUAUAUUGCCUUUUGGCAGAAUAAAUCUUUGAUCUUAAUUGUACACGGUACCUGCAGUACCAUUGCCCUUUUCAUGGAAUCAUUUCUGCCCAUACACGUUUCUGCUCUGCUCUUCUUCUUCCCCGACAAGCUGCCCAAGCCACCGAUGCUCCCUCUUGAGGAAUCGGUAAAAGGGCUUGAUGAUUUACCUUCUUUUCUUGUUAAAGAGCAAAAUUAGGACUUAGAGCUCUCCCUUUUGAAGUAGAAUUUCCAGAUCUGCUCUGUUCUCCUCUCCCUCUGUCCGUCCUCGAGCUGCAGCUUGUGCGAAUUUCUGGGCAUUUUUCUGGUCAGAUUCAGCCAAGAAAUCAUCUCUUUAACCUUGAUUUAGGCUGGGUUUACCUUAAUUGCUUUUAUUUCCUUCCAAUUUCUGGUAGCCGUGAGUUUCCCCCUGCAGAUUGCCGUCGGCCUCCCUACCUGCUAGCUCCGGUGUUGGCUGCUGGGAAAUUCUAGUAUGGACAGCCCUCUCAAGUCUGAAUUUAUCAAUUAAUUGUUGUCCAUUUAGUUGCCCUGUGUUGUCCGAAAAUCUGCUGGGAUAGGGGAUGAAUUUGGCAGCCCUUUAAAUGUGUUUUGUUGUUUAAAUUAUGUGGAAAUUACUUGAAUUGGCUGCUGUGAUGUUUUGUGUGAAAAUCUCAUGAAUUAGCUAUUGCUUUGUCAAGUCCGGUUCCUCCAUGUUGUCCGUGGGAUUGGGAAAAUUAUGCAUGUGUAUUUAUGUGUAUAUAUAAAUACACAAUCUGACCUUAUUGCAAAUGUAAUUGCAAUAUUAGGUGCUGUUAUGGCUUAGUGCACUUGGAUUGAAUCUUCGGUUUAUGCGAGUGAGGUAAGUAAAUUAUGAUAACGCCCUUCGAUAAGUAUAUUUUAACUUGUUUUUGAAAUGGUGGCAGGACUAAACCCGAUUUAUACAAAUAUGAGUAUGACUGAUUUGAAAUGAAAUUAUUAUGUUUUC